Messenger RNA from Vespa crabro (European hornet), 1958 nucleotides. It is a transcript of the gene kra, whose product is annotated as protein krasavietz. Gene Ontology annotation, cellular component: membrane; cytoplasm. Gene Ontology annotation, molecular function: protein binding. The record is from RefSeq and is a predicted model, not a curated record. NCBI's taxonomy places the organism in Eukaryota, Metazoa, Arthropoda, Insecta, Hymenoptera, Vespidae. The transcript has 8 exons. Bases 240 to 1499 code for a protein of 419 amino acids.
UGUAUUCACUGUACGAUUCGUACGUUCCACAAGGUUAAAGGAUUUUCAGAGAUUUCGGCCAUCGUGAUCUGUCUGCGCGACCUUAACCUCAGACUUACAAUACUCCGAUAUUUAUACGUGCUAUGUUAUAUUUCUAUAAUUAAUGAAUGUUAUUGUCGUGUGUGAUUUUAACAAGUUAAGUACAGAGAAUUAAAAACAUUAGUACACGCAAUUUCUUGAAAUAUACAGAAGGGUAUUGUAUGAGUCAAAAAAUAGAAAAACCGAUACUAUCUGGUCAGCGCAUAAAGACCAGAAAAAGAGAUGAAAGAGAAAAGUAUGAUCCAACGGGUUUCCGAGAUGCAAUUUUACUUGGUUUGGAGAAAACUGGUAACGAUUUAGAAGCAAUUUCUAAGUAUUUAGAUUCAGCUGGCUCCAAGUUAGACUAUCGUCGAUACGGAGAGGCUUUAUUUGACAUCUUAAUAGCUGGUGGCCUCCUUGUACCAGGAGGUUCUAUAGCUCAAGAUGGCGACAAGCCUGUUAAAACAACUGCCUGUGUUUUUGAACAACCAGAGGAUAUGGAAUCUAUGCGGAAUUUUGAACAGGUCUUUAUCAAGCUUAUGCGGCGUUAUAAGUACUUGGAAAAAAUGUUUGAGGAAGAAAUGAAGAAGGUGUUAGUUUUUAUGAAAGGGUUUUCACCUAAAAACAGAAUCAAGUUAGCAAGAAUGACAGCAUUAUGGAUCUCUAAUGGAUCUGUACCACCCAUUGUCCUUUCUGUUCUUAUAAACGAGCAUUUGGUUAAGGACAAUUUAGCAUUAGACUUUUUACUAGAAGUCUUUGUGACUUGGAAACAAGAAAAAGGUCUGCCUAGUUUAAUGACUGCGCUCAAAAAAGGUGGAAUUGAAGGAAGGUUAAUGGAAUUUGUGCCACCAAAUAAACGAACAGAAGAAUAUUUUCGAUCUGUCUUUGAAGCUGUUGGUUUAGCUGACAUAGUAAAGCUUCAUAAAGCUCAGGCAAGUCAAGAAGCAAAGAGGGAUUUGCAACAGUCUCUUAUAGAUGAUUUAGCUAACAAAAGAUCUAUGAAGGAUAUAAUAUUAGAUGUCAAAGAAAUGGCACAAAGAAGUGGUAUACCUGAACAUGAAGUGAUUGGAUUGAUUUGGAGCGUUGUAAUGACUCAGGCUGAAUGGAAUAAAAAGGAAGAACUGGUAGCUGAACAAGCAGUGAAACAUUUAAAAAUGUAUACUCCACUGUUUGAUGCUUUUACAUGCACUGCCAAAUCUGAGCUUGCUCUACUUCUUAAAGUCCAGGAAUUCUGUUAUGAGAACAUGUGCUUUAUGAAAGUCUUCCAGAAGAUCGUCUUACUCUUUUACAAAACUGAUGUAAUAUCAGAAGAAGUGAUUCUGAAGUGGUACAAGGAGGGACACUCUGUCAAAGGAAAAAUGCUCUUUUUGGACCAAAUGAAAAAAUUUGUAGAAUGGUUACAAAAUGCUGAAGAAGAGUCAGAAUCAGGAGAAGAAGAUUAAACGAUAGAUACAAAUAUAAACAUCAUUGCCAAUAAGUAAAUUGCAUUCUGUCCAAAAUAAUUGAGACAUUUUAAAUAAACGAUGAAAUUACUAAUACUACAUGAAGAAUUGAAAGGACAAACAACAAUGCGUGGAAAUCGGACACACUCCAAUUAGACAGAUGCAAAAAGAUGUUUAAAUUGUUAAAAGAAAGAAAACAACAAUGAUAAUAUUGACUACCAAUUAGCGUGGAAGAUGACUUGUAAAUUUACAAUGUCUCUGAAUUGUAUUACUUUAAGAAAAAAUAUUUUGUGUUACAUUUUUAUAACUCCGCCAUAAAAUAUAUACGGAAUAACAAAGAAAUUAUUAAAAAAAAAUCUUUAUCCCUGUGUACGUACAAUUUUCGGAAUCCCAUCUUUCUUUGUAUGAUAAUAUUGUAUUAGUUUAUAGAAAAUAUACUAUCAGGUGGUGUGUGUUUAA